GUACAAGUAAGUUUAUUUUUUUGGUGUAGUCUGAGGCUAUCAAAUAAUAAAUUUAAGCUUGAUUUCUAGAUUGAUCUCAAUUAGUAUUUUAUUAAUUUUGCUUAUGUACAUCCAUUGGUUGAAAAUUAAUCGAUGAAGCUAUAUUCUGAGUUCUAUGAAUCAACACAGUGAUAUUUGAUUAUCCCUUUCAAUAAAGCUGUGUUUCGAGACGAAUAUUUCUCUUCAAAAAUGCCUGAUUAUCCGAGAGUACUAUCUAUCCAAAGUCAUGUCGUGUAUGGAUAUGUUGGAAACAAAAGUGCUACGUUUCCUCUACAGCUUUUAGGUUUUGAAGUAGAUUCUAUCAACUCUGUACAGUUAUCCAAUCACACUGGAUAUAAAGUCUUCAAAGGACAAGUUUUAAACGAGAAAGAUUUGGAUGAUUUAACCGAAGGAUUAGCUGCCAAUAGUCUAGACACUUCGUAUUCUCAUUUGCUGACAGGCUAUGUGGGAAAUUCAUUAUUUUUAAAGACGAUAGAGAAGUUUGUUUCUUCGUUGAAAACAAAAAAUCCAAAUUUAAUUUAUGUGUGCGAUCCAGUGUUAGGAGAUGAUGGAGAACUGUAUGUGCCAGAAGAUCUCGUCCCUAUAUUUAAAAAUGCCAUCAUUCCAUUAGCAGAUAUCAUUACUCCAAAUCAAUUUGAACUAGAAAUUUUAAGUGAAAUUAAAGUCGAUACUUUGGAAAAAACACUGCAAGCGAUUGAUUCAUUGCAUAACAAAGGUUGUAAAACUGUCGUUAUGUCUUCUGCUACAUACUCAGAUCCCAAUACUUUAACAACGCUAGCUAGCCAUGCAGAUGGAAAUUCUAGAAAGCGAGUGAUGAUCGAAAUACCAAAACUAAAAGCAAGAUUUACCGGUACCGGAGACUUAUUUUCUGCUCUAUUUCUGGCGUGGAUGAGUAAAACCAGCGAUAUAAGCGCAGCUUUAGAAAAUACUGUAUCAACUAUAUACGCCAUCAUUUCUAAAACGAUGCAGUUUUAUGAAGAUGCUGGUAAUGAUUUUGACCCAAAACUUUUGGAACUCAAAUUGAUCCAAAGCAAAGAAGAAAUCGAAAAUCCAAAAGUUUUAUUCAAAAGUAAAACUCUAUAGGCUGUAGUUGCUUACUCAUGACUUCAAUAUAUUUUUUAAUCGUUCAAUUGCCACUUGAUACGAAAUUUGCUAUCAGGACUGUUAUCUUAAGUAAUUAAAUGUAGAUAGGUAAUAACUUGAUAAUGAUACUUGAAACAUAAUCUUUUGCAAAAAAUGACGUAUGUCACUUUAUUAAUUCCAUUCUAGUCCAUUUAAUUAACUAUAUCUACUUUGCCUAGAUUGGCCAGGUUAGUUACCACUUGAAGAAUUAGGUACGAGUAUCUAUCUGUAUAUGUUCGCAAAAGUUACAUACGAGUAUGUAGAUAAAAUUUAGUAUGCUUGAAGAACAUGAUAUGUAUUUUAUGUAUUAUAAACAUUCUGUUGAUUCAAAUCAAGUAGCAAAUCAAAAUAGCUUUCAAUUCUGCAUUGUGAUGCUGAUAUAGACUGAAUUUUGUUGUUCAAAUCACGAAGUCUUCCAUAUUACUCACUUGUUGUUAAGUCAUAAUUAAAUUAUUCAAUUUAAUUUUCCACGGUUUGUCAACGAGUGGUAUUUUUUAUUUAUUAUUGUUCCAUAUUACGCGAUAAUCAUUUCCAUUCUUGUGUUUAAAUAUGUCUAGCUUUAGCAAAUAUAGUGAAAUCUCCACUAGUUAUGUGUUUUUGUAUUGCCAUUUAUUAAAAAUUUUCCACGAA
Molecule: messenger RNA, 1791 nt
Organism: Planococcus citri (citrus mealybug)
Lineage: Eukaryota; Metazoa; Arthropoda; Insecta; Hemiptera; Pseudococcidae
Product: pyridoxal kinase-like
Exons: 7
Coding region: 229-1122 (297 amino acids)
Biological process (GO): pyridoxal 5'-phosphate salvage
Cellular component (GO): cytosol
Molecular function (GO): pyridoxal kinase activity
Source: RefSeq, a predicted model, not a curated record